UAAGUCAAAACAAAAAUAAUGUUAUGGUGCUCAAUUAUCUAAUAAGUUAAGCAAUUUAAGAAAUAUUUUUCUCCUUAAUAUGAAUGCUAUCAUCGGGCUAUGCCAUUUUUGCGAAGCUCACGGCCCUCGUCCACUAUUUUGUACAUUCACCACGGAUGACGAGAACCAUACAACGGAGUCUUCGAAGUCUUCCGUUCAGUGCAGCGGGUGUACUUCUUUGGGUCCUGAAACUGUAUUAGUAUCAAGAGAAGACGAUGGGACAAUAUAUUGCAGCAGGGAAUCUGUGCCAAACGCUGGAGUAAAUACAUUCUUACGACAAGCAGCUGUAAGAAGUAUAACAUGUGAAGUGAGCUGGAGUAAAGAGGGUGGAGUAGUAUACUUCAGUGAAACACAAGGGCAUGUACUUAGUCUAAUGUUUCAAGUUAAGGAUACUAGAGCUCGAGGAUUGAAAAGAUGGUUCUCAAUUGUUGUACUGAUGAAGGAUAAAAUGUUACUCCUCAAUUUAACUCCUAUGCUAUCAGAGCAUAUGCAGAAAAUAUCGAAAGAGCUCCAACAUUUAACCGAUGAGGUGUAUGAGAAGGAACAAAGCAUCUGUUCACAAAGAGCAUUGAGGUUAAAGACGGGAAGGAAUGAUUUCGGACAAUCAAGGUCCUUAAUACAAUUAACUGGUGAUGAAAAUGUCUACAAAAGACUCCAUUCACAUUUUACAUGGAUGUUAAAAACUGGUGCUCUGACAUAUUCUGAAACUCUAUACACCAGUAAGGAUUUACUUGACAAGAUAUGUCCAAAGACAAUGAAAACCACAAUAUUUGAGCAAGACAUUUGUUUGUCAAAUUAUGAUGGUGAAGUACCAAUUAGAUCUUUAGAAAAUCUAUUAAGCAAGUCAAUAUUUAGAAUAUUGUUAUAUUGUAUUUUAACAGGAAUAGAUGUUAUAGUGAGUUCAAAUAUUACAGAAGCAGCAAACAUUAUUAAGGGAUUAUUAUUGUUUUGUCCAGUUCCUAGUGAUGCGCAAUGCAGAAUAUCUAAUGAAGAUAUUAAUGUUGCCACAUCUAAAUGUUGUAUUUUAGGGAAAAGAGAGAAUUUCGAAUGCAAAUGGUCAGGGAUACUACCUGAAAAAUGUCCAACUUUGAUGAACAGAAUAGAGGCAGCAAUUGAUAACCAAAUGUUCAAAGAUCCAACACUCCAUCAUCAUAUUAAAUCAUUAUUACUGGAGUGGUUAGGGAUUGCAAAUACUUUGAAAUCAGCAAUAUCAUCUUCAGGACGUAAAUCUGAUGCGAUAGUGAAAUUAAAACAAAUACUUGGAGUAAUGCCACAUGAUGAAGUGCUAUUAAAUUAUUGGAUGAAUACAUUUUGUAGUUAAGUAUAAACUGUGAUAUUUAAAUGUAUUUA
This is a messenger RNA of Papilio polytes (common Mormon), 1389 nucleotides long. It is a transcript of the gene BHD, whose product is annotated as folliculin. Gene Ontology annotation, cellular component: cytosol. Bases 80 to 1360 code for a protein of 426 amino acids. The record is from RefSeq and is a predicted model, not a curated record. Gene Ontology annotation, molecular function: GTPase activator activity. The transcript has 6 exons. NCBI's taxonomy places the organism in Eukaryota, Metazoa, Arthropoda, Insecta, Lepidoptera, Papilionidae. Gene Ontology annotation, biological process: positive regulation of GTPase activity; negative regulation of transcription by RNA polymerase II; positive regulation of TORC1 signaling.